GGGAGGCACACGCGGAGCAGCAGCAGCUCAUCAGGACUAAGAGAAACGCUUUUUACCCUCCUCUUUGUACAUCUUUAAAUUAAUUUUAUUCUUACAUUUGUUAUUUUAAUUUCUGAUGUUUCAUGUGUGAUGGCUAAUGUGUCAUGCGUCGGAGUUUUGAUUCUUAUCGUGGUGACAGCAUCCUUGGCAAACGGCUCAUCGUGGAACAAAGAUGUGAGCCAGAGGGAGGAGGUGGAAGGGAAGCUGAGCCCGCUCCUGCCCGGCGCUGGGGACCACCUUGCCGGUGAAGUGAAGCCCUGCUCUGCUUGUGACCCGCGGGUCCCCACGAGGCGUUCCAAGAGAUGCACGUGUUACACUUACAAGGACAAAGAGUGUGUGUAUUACUGCCACCUGGACAUCAUCUGGAUCAACACACCAGAGCACACUGUACCAUAUGGUAUGUCCAAUUACCAGGGAUCCCUGCGGGUGCGGCGCUCUGCUGGGACUGAGCAGGGGAGCAGGGCGGCGGCCGCCCAGCGCUGUGUCUGCACACAGCACACUGACUCUGACUGCAGCAGCUUCUGUAUGGACAGCAGGCAGAGGAGGUCACCCCGAGCAACGCCUGAAACAGACAAGAGGACAGCACCUCUGCACAGGGGGCCAAUGCUGAGAUGAACAUACAGUAAAGUGACAUGCUCACAACCUGAAAAGGUGGACAUAUGUUGUCUUUAAAUAAGGCACCCCCUUAUUUGGUGCCUUGCCAUCAGACUGAUGGAGGAAUGAUGUUGAAGCUGCUUGCACAAAAACUAAAAGGGUUACCAGCUCUCUCUGUCUGAGUCUGUUUUUCCACAUGUGUUUUCAUCCUGAGGAUGAUUUACAUGGCCCACUUGUGACUAGCAUGAAAGACUUUGGUGAAGCUCACACGUGUCCAUGCCGUAUGAUGAAGGCCACCACCUCAACCCUUACUGUUAAAGUAUCCCCAGACAAAGUGAUCUCACAGCCAUGUCUUCUCCACAGGGACUUCAUUCGUCACAGUCACGGGAACAACCAGUAUAUUAUGAAUCCUUAUGAAUGGAGUUAGUUUAAGCAGGAAUUCUUGAAAGCAUCUGAGUGAAUUACUUCACUUUGCUGUGAGAUUGUUGGAGGUAAAGGAACUUGUAUUAAACUGUAACUAAGUCUUAUAUGAAAUGUUUUUCAAGGCUAUAAAUUAUAUUUUCGUAAAAUACCUAUAUGUACUAUAAAGGUGUAUGAUAAGGUGUUGUAUAUAGAAUUAUACUGUAUGCUAAUCAACCAUCCUCCAAUUAAUUCCCCAACCAGCGGACCACCUGCACAGGAACGAUGUUGAGAGUGACAGUUAGAGCUGGUGGUUUGUUGUAAGUCGACCAUCUGGGCCUAUUGACAGUUUCCACAGAAAUGUGCCACCCAUUAUUCAGUUUCAAUCUGACAAAAGAAAGACAUCGCUUCCUUGAUUUAAUGUUUUAAAUAUUCGGAUGCGCAUCCGGCUUUAUUUAAGCAUAUUUAAAUGACCUCUUUCUCUUGCCCAAAAAGUCGCACUUGAACACACCACAACGACUGCAGCCAUCAUGCACGCAGUACUGCGCCUGCGUGAGUUGCAACAAGUCUCCACGCCAGCAGGCAGAGGAAGUCUGUAUUCGUCAUUCACACGAGGCAACCGGAAGACCUUAGACUACGUUUAUACAAACAAGAAAUAGUGUUUUCGUUCCAUUUCAUCGUGCUGAUCAGUUGGUCUUCAAUUGCGUCAUUCCAGAUGGCCAUGAUGCUGUAAAACAUUUGUAUUCAGAUAAGAGAAAAAGGGCUGUGUGUGCCCUCUUGACUUAAGUUAUUUGUUUGCUGAUCUCACUUCCGUUUCUCUUCUCGUGCACUGAUCCGCUGAAGCUGAAGUCGUGAACAGUGGUUUCUUUUGCCGACAGUUUUGGCCGCCGAUUCAACACGCUGAAUAGGGCGCGGACGAAAAAUGCCGACAGCGCGGGACAUAGGCUACUGCAAAAACAAGGCUGACAGACGCUCACUGACAGCUAGAUAUUAACCGACGGCCGAUAUCGGCUUGGUGUACCACGGCCUUACUUUGAUCAUAAGCUCCUUUUACAUCCACACUGAGUUCAUAUCAGGAGACACUGAAACGACCAGCUGCAGCCAAUAUCUGUCAGCAUACCAUGCUUAUUGCAUUACACCGUGCUGUCAGGCAAUGCUUACAAUCUAUCGAUCGAUAUCAUAGUAUCAAUACCAAUCAAGGACACAAGGAUAAACUAUCUAUUGAAACUACACUAUGCAUGCUGUGUGUAUAUUGAUGUCUCCAUGCCGAGUGAACUACAGUAUAGGUAGUGUGCAAACACGUGACAAAACUGUGUGACCUAUGCGUGCGACUCCAUGUUGGUUGGAUAACAAAUCAACAAUGGCGUCUAAAGCGAACAACAACAGCAAUACAAC
Messenger RNA from Cottoperca gobio, 2427 nucleotides. RefSeq names its product endothelin-3. NCBI's taxonomy places the organism in Eukaryota, Metazoa, Chordata, Actinopteri, Perciformes, Bovichtidae. The transcript is spliced from 4 exons. The record is from RefSeq and is a predicted model, not a curated record. Gene Ontology annotation, molecular function: endothelin B receptor binding; hormone activity. Gene Ontology annotation, biological process: regulation of vasoconstriction; intracellular calcium ion homeostasis; regulation of systemic arterial blood pressure by endothelin. The coding region runs from base 130 to 654 and encodes 174 amino acids. Gene Ontology annotation, cellular component: extracellular region.